AUGACUUCUUCCCCUCAGGAGGUGCCCUUGCACGCCAUAGAGAGGACUCCCGAAUAUGAAGACUUCAUGAACAAGCUGAGAGACUACCAUGCGAAGCGAGGCACGACGCUGGAUCCGGAACCCAAGGUUGGCAUGAUCCACCUGGACCUGUACAAGGUCUUCAACCACAUUGUCGCCAGCGGUGGAUAUGAUAAAGUUUCGGAGGAGAAAUUGGCAUGGCGGCGCAUGGCAGCUGAGCUUGGCCUUCAUUCGAAUAACGAGGCAUCGACGGCCUUUGCUCUCAAGGAAAAGUUUUACAAGAACCUCGCCGCAUACGAAAUCAGCACAGUCCAUGGCAAGGAGCCGCCGCCCAAAGACAUUCUGGAAGACGUCACAGCCAAAGGCGCAAGUCUGUUGACGCGCACGAGAGAAAACUUUCGCGGCAAGCGGGAAAGCAACGUCGGAGCCACGGAUAGCGCUGCGUCUGGCGAUGACGGCACUCCAACCCAAGAACGACCAGCGCCAGACCCUGCCGCAAGUGCUCGAGCUUCUCGCGGUCUUCGUGAGGCUCCUCCUCAACGGGUCAUCUUCCAGCCCGAUACAGGCCCGUCCCGAACCACAAGACAGGCGUCCAACCAGCAGGCAGGCAACUCGGCCUCGCCAGCGGUAAACCACGUGCAUCAAAACGCUCCUCAUCACCAAGCUGCCCAUCCGAUGCCACUGAUGGCGAUCCAUAACAACUCACGGGGGCCUUCUAUCCUACACCACCCUCCAAACUCCGAAAACACAUCACAUUUGGUAACCUCCUACCAACCGAAGCCGAUGAAGCCGCUCCAGCUGCGUCCCGUGGCAACCCCGAGCAACACCCCGAGCGAGUUCUUUAAAGCUAAACUACCGCAUCGAUUUGCGCUCGAUCCUGCCAACAGACAGCCCAUGCAACCCGGCAGUAAGUUUGACAAAGCCGUGUUUUCCCCUGAGAGAUGUUGUGCUAACGCGUUUGGAUUUGAAGCUGGUUUUGAUGGCCCCAACAUUUAUACCCGAUGCCUAAAUGCUCUCCGCUCUUGCGUCCCCGCGGAGCAGGCUUUUGCGCUCAAUCACCUGGUGAAGAUAUCGUUUGAACGAGGUGAUAAGUACAAAUUCGACUCUUUCCCGGGAUUGGCCGAAGGCCUUGUGGAGAAGGCGCUGCAGAUUGGCAACCUCUUCUACCAUGUCAAUUGGACGAUUUCCUGGGAUUCUUUCGCCGAGUCAAACGAUAUUGGCUGCCUAGAUGGCAAUUACGGCACACAAGAUAUCCUAGAACGAAUCUCAAACUCGGUUGAGCGAGACAUACCGGAUGUCAUCCAAACCGAAAAGUUUGCCGAUGAAAUGGUGUUGACAACCGAGGCCAUUCUCACUAUCCGAAACAUGGUGACGCUGCCUGAAAAUGCGCAAAACAUGUCCGACUUCUACCCUGUCAAGGACCUGAUAUGCAUACUUUUGCAUCUGCCGGCAAGAGACUCACUUACCGAAGUUAAGCAUCUUGCUCUUGACAUUGCAGAGCAGCUGACACCUUUCAUGGCUCUGGAAUCCGACGACCCUCUAUACAAGACACUCUUAGCCCAGCUCUCUUCAGAAGAUAGAGGAACUAUCCUGACAGCACUUCGCGCGCUGGGUCGCAUUUCUGUGAAUCUGGAGGCGACAAACAAACUGGGCGAGGUGCCAAACACAACACUGCAGCGGAUUGUGAACUGGCUGCUGCUAAACGAUGACGAGCUCAUUGAUGCCUGCCUCGACUUUCUAUACCAGUACACGGCCGUUGUUCCCAAUCUCGACAACUUGGUGCGAUCUAUCGUCCCGGACAAUCUGGUUCAGCAGCUUGUCCGUCUAUUAGCACACGGGGCUCGCAAAUAUACCAGAGAGUAUACAGUUAUCCCAGAACAGAGGUUGCCGGCAAAGGACGAAAUUGCGCCAAUGCCCAAUGACCUACUUCAGGAAAUGUUGAAGCUGGAGGAGCCGGACCGGGUCCACCAAUGGGUCAGGUGCUUCUUCGAGGAAGACAACCGAUCCUUUAUUACCCAGCUUGCCGCGUGGCAGGCUUACCAGUCGGCAUUUGCCACCCCUCUGAAGGCUAUCAAUCAACCCAUGAUCACCCCGGCGGACUUCAUUAGAAGCAGCACGUCUGUUUAUAAGGAUUCCAACGCCCAGGUGCUCAGGGAACCUGGUGAUCCUCAGCAAAAGUUCAUUAUCCAUGGCAUUCGAGCGCGGCCGCGGCCCCUCGCAUUUGACGGUACCGAAUAUGGCCGCUGCUUAUGGGCUAUGAACUCCGAAAACAAGAACGAAAAGUGCGGUCACUUUUAUCUUAAGCAAGAGGAAAUGUGGAAUCACAUCCUCACGGCACAUCUGAAUGAGCAGAGGGGCGAAAAUGGACAGUUCUCUAAUCUCGAGAAGGACUAUCAAUGCACCUGGGCCGAGUGCACAAAGUACGACAAGCCGACAAAGAUGCAUCUGCAGACUCUCGCCCAGCACAUCUCUACGCACAUUUCAACCAUGAUCCCGAGCCCCGGUUCGUUUAACAGGCGUCCGCGACACCCGUGGGUCAUUCCGGCAAAGACGAUGAGUAUCGUGCUGGAAGAGACCCCGACGUUUCGUGAUGAGCGGAUGCCCGAGGCACCUCCCCAAGCUGGCGGCAUCCCGCUUAGUGCCGUGUUGGUGCUCCGCAACAUUGCUCGUAACGUGGUCAAGACAGAGGCUGAGGAGGAGCUUCUCAAGGAACAGUCUAGGACUUUUGAGAAGGGGGGAUGGAAUGAGAAGCUCUUCCGGCCUCACUUGACUCAGUUGCACGGCAUCUUGGCGGAGAAUCUUGCCAUGAGCCCAUAUAUCGCGUCGCUAUUGGAGCUGAUAAUCCCGGUGCCAGAUGACCGCGAUUAA
Molecule: messenger RNA, 2886 nt
Organism: Trichoderma aggressivum f. europaeum
Lineage: Eukaryota; Fungi; Ascomycota; Sordariomycetes; Hypocreales; Hypocreaceae
Product: transcriptional regulator family: ARID/BRIGHT
Exons: 2
Coding region: 1-2886 (961 amino acids)
Biological process (GO): regulation of DNA-templated transcription
Molecular function (GO): DNA binding
Source: RefSeq, a predicted model, not a curated record